Molecule: messenger RNA, 1347 nt
Organism: Protobothrops mucrosquamatus (brown spotted pit viper)
Lineage: Eukaryota; Metazoa; Chordata; Lepidosauria; Squamata; Viperidae
Gene: MSLN
Product: mesothelin
Exons: 11
Coding region: 150-1208 (352 amino acids)
Biological process (GO): cell-matrix adhesion
Cellular component (GO): cell surface
Source: RefSeq, a predicted model, not a curated record
UGCCUUACCUUUUCAAGAGGCAGAGACCAAAUCCAGAUUUCAUUUGUGCAAAGCGGAAUGCCCAGAUUUAAUUUCUGUCAGCCAAACGUGUGAAGAGGCAGCAGAGUGAAUGCAUAUAUUUACCCACGAAGAAAGUUCUGUUUGGAAUAAUGCCAGAAUCACCCAGGAUGUUCUGCUGCCUUUUUAUGGUUGGUUGUGCAAUAAUGCUCACUCCCAGUGGUGCACUGAAAUCCCUGAAUGAUCCGUCACAAAAUCAGCUGGUCCAUAUUAGAGAAAGUCUUAAAUCCUCCAGGCCAAAGCGUGACACUGCAAAAGAGUGCCCAGAGGAGAAAGUCAUCACAGAGGAAAUUCUAAAUGAUGACCUGAUUGAAGAGCUUAUAUAUUAUACUCCUCGGGAGCUAAAAUUGUGCUUGACUAUGGAAAACCUAAUGAACAAUAUUAGUGCAUUCUCAGAGUAUCCUUUCACAGAAGAACAGCUGAUAGCAGUCAAGGAAAAACUGGAUGAGAUAUUUCCUGAGGGAUAUCCUCCUGCUGUAAUCAGUAACCUUGGACUCCUUGAAAAACUAAUAGAUAAAAACAACAUCAAGCAAUGGACUAUCAAUUCAUCAAGCACAGUUAAAGCUUUAUUGCAUUUUGUAUCCAAUGAUGAGAUGAGGAGUGCAGUUCUUCAGCGUUACAUUGAAUUGAGAAAGGAAAUUGACAGCGAUUUUCUGAAUGUGCUUGGGCAAUACAUCUGUCUCCUGAAUGAGGACCAGCUCAGCAUGAUAACUGAAAAGAGCAUUAAGACGGCCACUCUCCUUGACCCAUCCAAUUGCUCAUCAGCCAAAAAGGAUUAUCUGUAUGCCAAAGCCAAGCGGGCUUUGUCUGAUGGCCACUACAGUUACAGUGAAUAUUAUAAACGGAUCAAGCCAUUUCUGGGAGGUGCUCCGGUUGAAGAUCUCAGGGCACUUAGCAAAAAUGAUGUCAACAUGGAUAUUAACACUUUUUUGGGCCUGAAAAGCAGCUCUGUCAAGGAAUUAACCCCUGAAAAUGUGAAAGGCCUGCUGGGUGAAAACCUAAAUAGCUUGAGGGAUAAUCAAAAUAUCCCACUUGUACGAGAGUGGAUCCAGAAGCAGAAGCAAUCUGAUCUGAAUAGCCUUGGUCUGGGACUCCGAGGUGGCCUUCCCAAAGGGUUUAUUGUUCUUAAAAGGCCCAAGAAGCAAGGCUGAGCUCUGAAACUCCACCUUCUGCUAAACGACCCUUUGGCUUCUUACUUCAACCGGGCAUCAUCUAUUCAAGUUCAUCUCUGCAAGUGAAGAGUCCAGCAAACAAAAGUGAAUAAAUCUAGUGUUUGAGGAUGUAAUACAA